AUGGGAAAUCGAAAAAUAUAUAUGGCUAUCAGAGCUGUUUUUGUUGACGUAGAUGCUUCUCUUUCACCCCUGAGGCAAGCUGCACAAAGGUUAUAUCAGACCAUGUACCCAUGGUCCUCAGACGACUCUGCAGGUGAGUAUUGCAAUAGGUAUAGCGAGGAGUUAGCGUUGGCUCGCUACACACGCGUCACAACUCUGCAGGUUCUCGUGAACCGACAAGACCCAGACCCACGUGAGGGAGAGAAAAUCAAGGUCCGGACCCAGAACCAGACAGUUACUGCCGAAUUUGAGCUAAGAGAGAGCCUGAAGGUGCUCUUCAGAGGCAAAAUUGUUGUAGCUGAAACGGGAGAAGUUUAUGCGAAGACAGAAGACCGCAGCCUUGGAGAAAGAAGCCCACGCAUAGGUUGUAUCAGAGAGCAAUAUAGAACUGUUGGCCCCCAGGCGAUCCACGCCGCCAUUUGGGCAGUUUCAACUUUCGAUUUUGAAAAUUGA
This is a messenger RNA of Aspergillus niger, 492 nucleotides long. RefSeq lists its product as hypothetical. The transcript has 3 exons. Bases 1 to 492 code for a protein of 163 amino acids. Lineage: Eukaryota; Fungi; Ascomycota; Eurotiomycetes; Eurotiales; Aspergillaceae. The record is from RefSeq and is a predicted model, not a curated record.